AUGUCCCGACAAGGAGCAGCCCAGAUCUCCAGACUCAUAGCCCAAGCUAGUCGACCUAAUGUUGUCCGCUCAAAUCUCCGACUGCUCCCACGGGCUUCCACGCGACCUCUAUCAAACCGACUUCCAUACCAAUCCUUUUCAACAUCGCCUCAAGUCUCGAAAGGCAUCAUGCCCGAGACAGACAACCCCGGCAAACAAGACGUUCAAGAAACCCGUCCCAGCUUCGGCGUAGUCGAGCUGUCUGACGGCGAAUACCACGAACUAGCAGACAGCUUCUUGGAGGUGGUGCUCUCCAAAUUCGAGCAGCUCCAAGAUGCGCGCGAGGACAUUGACAUUGAAUACUCGUCUGGUGUCAUGACCAUCAAUGUCGCCGACAAGGGCACCUACGUCAUCAACAAGCAGCCGCCCAACAAGCAAAUCUGGCUGUCGAGCCCCAUUUCCGGCCCCAAACGCUACGACUGGUGCAUCAUUGGCGAAGGACAAGGCGACAAGGAGGGAACCGGCUCAGGGAACUGGAUCUAUGGGCGUGACGGCGUCAGUCUACCGGAGUUGAUUCUCGAGGAACUGGAUGUUGUCAUUGAGGGACCUGCUACGAGCUAG
Molecule: messenger RNA, 600 nt
Organism: Pochonia chlamydosporia 170
Lineage: Eukaryota; Fungi; Ascomycota; Sordariomycetes; Hypocreales; Clavicipitaceae
Product: Frataxin-like protein
Exons: 2
Coding region: 1-600 (199 amino acids)
Biological process (GO): intracellular iron ion homeostasis; iron incorporation into metallo-sulfur cluster
Cellular component (GO): mitochondrion
Molecular function (GO): ferroxidase activity; 2 iron, 2 sulfur cluster binding; iron chaperone activity
Source: RefSeq, a predicted model, not a curated record